AUGCUGCAGGCAUUCUCAAAUUCAAACUCGAGCUUGAAUGGAAUAAGCGCUUCUCCGUCGGGCUUUCCGCCUAGCGAAUCACAGCCGUACGAAGGCCUCGAUGCGGUAGCUCAAGAAGAUAUAAGAGAACUGGCACGAACACUGACAAGUCAAUCUUCUCUUCUAUCUCGGGAGAAACAUCUUGCUGGAACAAGCGGGCCGAAUACAUCAACUGCCGCUGCUUCUUCAUCGUCAUCGAACCAGUCUAUUUUUACGAGCGAUGUCAAAGGUGUCAACCCAGUAUUUUUGGACGUUAAUGAUCCAAAUUAUGAUGAGACGCUGGAUCCUCGGUCCGACAACUUCUCCAGCGUCAGAUGGGUACGGAACAUGGCUCAAGUAUGUGAAAAUGACUUGGAUUUCUACAAACCGUUCUCGUUAGGUUGUGCCUGGAAAAAUUUAAGUGCCUCAGGUGAUUCUGCCGAUAUAUCAUACCAGGGAACUUUUGGUAAUAUGCCUGUUAAAUAUUUGAAAAUGGGUUGGAGAUGCAUUUCUCGACAUUUGUUUUGCCGACAGCAUGAUAAGGGUGAAGAGAAUGGUUCUACUUUCCAAAUUUUGAAGCCGAUGGAUGGAUGCAUCGACCCGGGCGAACUACUAGUCGUUCUUGGAAGACCAGGUGCAGGCUGCACUACAUUACUGAAAUCUAUAUCUGUAAACACUCAUGGAUUCAAAGUAUCACCGGAUACCACCAUUACGUAUAACGGUUUUUCUAACAAAGAGAUCCAAAAUCAUUACCGUGGUGAAGUGGUCUAUAAUGCAGAAACAGAUAUACAUAUUCCUCACUUGACAGUAUUCCAAACUUUAUACACAGUAGCAAGAUUAAAGACCCCCAGAAACCGAAUCAAGGGUGUGGAUAGAGACACAUUUGCCAAACAUGUCACCGAAGUGGCAAUGGCAACUUACGGACUAAGCCACACUGCAGACACGAAAGUUGGCAAUGAUUUCGUUCGUGGUGUAUCUGGGGGCGAAAGGAAAAGAGUUUCCAUUGCUGAAGUUUCUAUAUGCGGCUCAAAAUUUCAAUGCUGGGAUAAUGCCACCAGGGGACUAGAUUCGGCUACUGCACUGGAAUUCAUCAAAGCUCUGAAGACACAAGCCUCCAUCACAAAGUCUACAGCAACAGUUGCUAUCUAUCAAUGUUCUAAAGACGCCUAUGACUUGUUCGACAAGGUUUGUGUCCUUUACGAUGGUUACCAAAUCUUUUUUGGCCCUAGCAAGCAGGCUAAGAAAUAUUUCCAAAGAAUGGGAUAUGUAUGUCCUGAGAGACAGACCACGGCAGACUAUUUGACGUCUAUUACUAGUCCUUCUGAACGGAUUAUAGACGAAAAUAUGGUUACACAUGGAAUCGUGAUUCCGCAAACGGCUUACGAGAUGAGCCAGUACUGGAUACAAUCAGAGGAAUGCAAACGAUUGCAAAUACAAGUGAGCAAAAACUUAGACACAGAUUCCUCCCAGAAAAGAGAGCAAAUGAAGAACGCACAUAUUGCCAAACAAUCUAAAAGAGCGCGACCCUCUUCACCUUAUACUGUUAGUUUCUUUUUGCAGGUCAAGUAUCUUCUAAUAAGAGAUUUUUGGAGAAUCAGAAAUGAUCCCAGUAUUCAGCUGUUUACAGUUCUGAGCCAUGCAGCAAUGGCUCUCAUAUUGGGGUCUAUGUUCUAUAAAGUCAUGCUUUCCACUACUUCAACAACAUUUUAUUACCGAGGUGCGGCUAUUUUUUUUGCUAUUUUGUUCAACGCCUUCUCAUCACUGUUGGAGAUUUUUUCACUGUAUGAAACAAGACCUAUCACCGAAAAACACAAAACUUACUCAUUAUAUCGUCCAAGCGCUGAUGCUUUUGCCUCUACAUUUUCUGAUGUUCCAACAAAAUUGGCUACUGCAGUUACUUUUAACAUCCCGUACUACUUUUUAGUGAAUUUGAGAAGAAAUGCCGGUGCCUUUUUCUUUUAUUUUUUAAUCAAUGUUGUAACUGUUUUUGCUAUGUCACAUCUAUUUAGAUGUAUUGGGUCAGUAUCAAAAACAUUACCUCAGGCAAUGGUUCCUGCAUCUGUUCUCUUGUUAGCUUUUGCAAUGUACACUGGGUUCGCCAUCCCAAGAGUUCAAAUGCUUGGUUGGUCAAAAUGGAUCUCGUAUAUCAAUCCAUUAUCUUUCCUCUUUGAAUCAUUAAUGAUUAACGAGUUUCAUGGUAGGAAUUUUCCUUGUGCACAGUAUGUACCCAGUGGGCCAACUUAUGUGAAUGCGACAGGCGACGAAGUGAUCUGCUCAGCUCUCGGUGCUAUUCCAGGUAAUGAUUAUGUGAGUGGUGAUGAUUUUAUUCGAAUAAACUAUGGCUUUCGACAUAAGAACAAAUGGCGGUCGCUUGGUAUCGGUUUGGCUUACAUCAUCUUUUUUUUAUUUCUGUAUUUGUUCUUUUGUGAAUACAAUGAAGGAGCAAAGCAAAAUGGUGAAAUGUUAGUCUUUCCUCAUAGCGUGGUUAAAAAAAUGAAAAAGAGGGAUAUUGUCUUUGGAAAAAAAAGGGGAAACUCGCCUGAACUAUCUACUCCUUAUUCUGAGAAGGACGUGGAGAUGAACAACGAUUCGAGUGUCACUGAUACAAGAUUACUGCGUGAUUCUGAUGCAGCCGUAAUGACUAAUGCCAGCAUCAUAGCAAAAAAACAGUUUUCUUCUCCCUCAUCUUCUGUAUCGGAAAGUAAUAGCUUUAAUAAAAAUGGUGAUAUUGAACUGUCUAAGUCACAAGCGAUUUUUCACUGGAAGAACUUAUGCUACGAUAUCCCGAUUAAGAAAGAAAAGAGGAGAAUCUUGGAUAAUGUUGAUGGUUGGGUCAAGCCUGGUACAUUAACUGCAUUAAUUGGCGCAUCCGGUGCAGGAAAAACAACCUUAUUAGACUGCCUGGCCGAAAGAACCACGAUGGGUUUAAUUACUGGCGAUGUGUUUGUAAAUGGAAGACCACGGGAUGAGUCCUUUCCUAGAUCAAUUGGUUAUUGCCAGCAGCAGGAUCUACAUCUGAAAACUGCAACUGUGAGGGAAUCGUUAAGGUUUUCUGCAUAUCUCCGCCAGGCUGAUAACGUAUCCAUCGAGGAGAAAGACAAAUACGUCGAGGAAGUUAUCGACGUGUUGGACAUGAAACUUUAUGCUGAUGCUAUAGUAGGCGUUCCUGGUGAAGGCCUAAAUGUGGAGCAAAGAAAGAGGCUGACAAUAGGCGUAGAGCUAGCCGGAAAACCCAAACUCCUCGUAUUUUUAGAUGAGCCCACGUCAGGACUAGAUUCUCAAACUGCAUGGUCGACUUGCCAGUUAAUGAAAAAACUCGCUAGUCGUGGACAAGCAAUUUUAUGUACUAUUCAUCAACCUUCUGCCCUUUUGAUGCAAGAAUUCGAUAGAUUACUGUUUUUGCAAAGUGGUGGGCAAACUGUUUACUUUGGAGAACUAGGGAAGGGUUGUAAGACUAUGAUUAAUUAUUUCGAAUCUCACGGUGCUCAUAAAUGCCCCUCAGAUGCCAAUCCUGCCGAAUGGAUGUUGGAAAUAGUAGGUGCGGCACCAGGAAGCCACGCCAGUAAAGAUUAUUUCGCAAUCUGGAGAAAUUCUGAAGAAUACAAAGAAAUGCAAAAUGAAUUGGAUUGGAUGGAACAAGAAUUGCCGAAACUGACCGAAGGUUCGUCAAACGAAGAGCAAAAAGAAUUUGCAACAUCAACAUUAUAUCAGAUCAAGUUAGUGAGCUACCGAUUAUCCCACCAAUAUUGGAGAACACCAUUCUACUUAUGGUCAAAAUUUUUUUUAGCAAUUGUGUCCGAACUAUUCAUAGGGUUUACUUUUUUUAAAGUAGACACAUCAUUGCAGGGCUUGCAGAACCAAAUGUUAGCAAUCUUCAUGUUUACAGUAGUUUUCAACCCGAUAUUACAACAAUACUUACCUCUUUUCGUUCAACAAAGGGAGCUUUAUGAAGCUAGAGAAAGACCGUCAAGAACAUUUUCUUGGAAAGCAUUCAUUGUAUCCCAGAUCCUCGUGGAAAUUCCUUGGAAUUUAUUGGCUGGAACAAUAGCUUUUUUCGUCUACUAUUAUCCUGUUGGAUUCUAUAGGAACGCCUCUUAUGCAAACCAACUUCACGAAAGGGGUGCUUUAUUCUGGUUGUUUGCGUGCGCAUUUUACGUCUACAUCAGUUCUAUGGGAAUAUUAGUAAUUUCCUGUAUUGAAAUUGCAGAAAAUGCUGCGAAUCUCGCUUCAUUAUUUUUUAUCAUGUCUUUAUCUUUUUGCGGUGUUCUGGCCACCUCAAAUAUUUUACCAAGGUUCUGGAUUUUUAUGUAUAGAGUAUCACCUUUGACAUACCUCAUUGAUGCUUUGCUGUCCGUUGGGUUGGCCAAUGCUAGAGUUGUUUGUUCUAGCGAAGAGCUUUUAAGAAUUGUUCCCCCGAGCGGUAUGACAUGCUUGGAAUAUAUGGAACCUUAUAUUCAAUCUGUUGGGACAGGGUACUUACUUGAUGGGAGUUCCAAAACCGAGUGUCAAUUUUGUCAAUUCAGUUCUACUAAUGAUUACCUAUCAACCGUAAGUUCUUCGUAUUCACGUAGAUGGAUGAACUAUGGUAUUUUUAGCGCAUAUAUUGUCUUUGACUAUUGUGCGGCGGUAUUCUUAUAUUGGCUAGUAAGGGUUCCUAAGAAAAGCAAAAAACUAAAGAAAUGA
Molecule: messenger RNA, 4701 nt
Organism: Saccharomyces mikatae IFO 1815
Lineage: Eukaryota; Fungi; Ascomycota; Saccharomycetes; Saccharomycetales; Saccharomycetaceae
Gene: PDR10
Product: ATP-binding cassette multidrug transporter PDR10
Exons: 1
Coding region: 1-4701 (1566 amino acids)
Biological process (GO): xenobiotic detoxification by transmembrane export across the plasma membrane
Cellular component (GO): membrane
Molecular function (GO): ATP binding; ABC-type transporter activity; ATP hydrolysis activity
Source: RefSeq, a predicted model, not a curated record